CUCCUCGCUCGGUGCUCUCCUACACACACACACAAGCAAAGCCUGCUUCUGUUAUGGCAGGGGCCACGCUGUGGCAUUUCCCAGACAGCCGAGGCAUGCCGCCCUCCCAGCCUGUUGAGGAUACAGACAGGCAGAGCUGAAUGCAGAGUUGCAGAGGACCGUCUGACAGGCCAAAUCUGCGAAGUGAAGGAAAGAGUCGAGCAUGUCCCGAGGUCUUAUUGCACGCCAUAAAAUGGCUGAGAACGGAGCAAAAGGAAAACCGCCGUACUCGGUGGAAACACCUUACGGCUUCCAAAUAGAUCUGGACUUCCUAAAGUACGUGGACGACAUAGAGAAAGGCAACACCAUCAAAAGGGUUCCUAUUCAGCGCCGGAGCAAGGGAACCCGAGCCAGCACUCUGCCCAGGCACCUCAACUCUUCCGCUCCUGGCUACCAACAAAAUCCGUGGAGAUCUACAGGAGCUCUUGACCCCAGAUCCCGACCCUUUGAUAACAACCAUCAUGGGAAUUCUUCCUGGACUUUUGAUCACAGACUGCCUAGCUCUACUGGACUCACAUCUCUGGCGGAAAUGGAGGCCAGGAUCAGAGAGUUUGAUGAACAGCCUCUUGGAGAGCACAUCAGGCCUCAUCUCCUGCGCGCCUCAAGUAUGCCGCUAACCGUGUUACUCAGGCAAGAAUCGGAGUCUACGGAUGAUAGAAGCAGCAUCCGGAGUUCGAGGGAUCGUCUAGGAGGAAGAAAUACCUCCUGUGAGGAUGUCUUCCUCUCAGACAGCCCUCGCCCACAGGGCUGCUCUGGACUGCUGAGGCGCCUAACAGAGGCCCUUGAACGCGUUGGGGAGCUUGAGAUGGAGGUUAGGGUCAUUCCUGAGUUAAGAGCUCAGAUUUGCAUCCUACAGGAGGAAAGGGAAAGGCUCCGUCUGGGCUUGGUUCAAAGUGACCCUCCAUCUGUUAAUGGAACAACAGAACCACAUCCCUCAUCUCUCUACAGCAGAGACGAUGUCAUGAAAUCACAGCAGGAAAGUCGCAGACACUACAACAGCACUGGGAACAAAACGAACCCCACACAUAAUUGGAAAACCAGCACAGACCUGGAUGAGCUGCUGACGGUGACCUCCCUGCAGGCUAAAGUAGCGGCGCUGGAGCAGAAGCUUCACGACACCGAGCAGGACCUCCAGAGGAUGGUGGCACUGCUGAAGGAGCAGCAGCAGGAGAGCAGGAGGAAAGAUGAGAAGAUAGAACACAUCAUCAGGAAUCCAGGGUUGUGGGUCCGGGCAGAGAGGGUGUUGGUGGACCAGGAGGGAGACGGGACCAUCCUGAGAUCCUUCAAACCCGAUUAUAACCCCACCUGCUCCUUCAUCCCCACAAGAACUCAAAAGCGCCACGACUUGGCGAUGUCUGCUGGGAGUGGGUUAGAUAAUGGGGGCAAAGACACAUCCGAGAUUGUUCAUCAUAUUAAGAAAAUCAAGAGUCUCCUGGAUCAGCAGUGGGAGUGUUUGUGUGGAGAGUCGGGAGAAAAGGCUAAACCUCUGAAACACCCAGACCCAAAGGUCAACUCCCUGCAGCAGGAGAUGAUGGAGCUCGUUGACGUCCUCAUGUUUGGAUACAAGCAGCAUGAAGGAAGCAAUGGAGACAAGAUCCACAAUGGAGCCUCUAAAUCCACCCUGGAGUUUGAUGGAAGCACACAGAAGUUAAAAAAGCUGCACGCUGUGGAUGCAGAUGGAGGAAUCCAAAUGUCCACGGUGAGAAGCAUGUUCAGCCAGGACUUUAGUGAUUUGGAACACCGGGACACCAGUGUUACCCCUCAGGGGAUGGAGGCAAAAACAGUCCAAGCAGAGAUGCUGACAUUCCCAAAAGGACAUGUUACUCUGGUGGGAGCAAUAUCAGGACAAACAGAUGGAAACACAGCUUCGCUGGAAGCUGACGGCCUCGAGAAAAAGCCCAAACCAAAAACUGUGGGAGAGCAGAUGGACGGGAUCUCUGGCUCAGAUACAGAAGGAAGGGACACACCGAGUCCAGACUUCAUGUCCGCUUGUCUGUUUGUGAAGGAUCACAUGGACAUCACAGACAACCCUAAUGAGGACAUGAGGAAAGCUCUGGUCACAAUGUUCCAGCACUGGUUUGGCACUGCGGCGGAGGAGGCCUCAGAGGCCUGCAGGGUAGCUGCAUACCUGAAGGAAGUAAAGAAGGAAGCACCGUCUCUGCUGGCUUUCCUCGUCAAUCUGGAAGAUGACAACGGCAACACGGUGCUGCAUUACAGCGUGUCCCACUGCAACUACAGCAUUGUGAGUCUGCUGCUGGAAACAGGUGUGAGCGACGCAAACAUUCAGAACAAAGCUGGAUACACAGCAGUGAUGCUGGCCUCGCUGACCGCUCCCGAUGGACCCGCUGGGAUGGAGGUCGUCCGAAAGUUAAUGGAGUUGGGGAAUGUUAAUAUUCGCUCCAGUCAGACGGGCCAGACAGCGCUGCACUUGGCAGUAAGACACGGUCGAAUUGUUAUGGUCCGCCUCCUGCUGAGCUGUGGAGCCGACGCAAACAUCCAGGACGACCAGGGGAUGACGCCCCUCAUGUUCGCCUCAGAACGAGGCCACACACACAUCGCAAGACUGUUGCUGGAAAGAAGCCAAUGCGACCUGAGCCUGACUGACAGGCGGGGCCGAACUGCGCUCUCUAUUGCAACGCAAGGUUCCCACGCCGACACGGCGGCCCUCCUGCAGGCCCAUGCCAAGGCUCGAGCUAACUGAACAAGAAAAACUCAACAUCCAUCAGUGAUUCUCACAUGCUCUGUUUCAGGGACUUGAAGAGAGACUAAAAUGUUUCUUUCAUGAUAGUGUUUGUAUUUCCUGAACCGCUGAUGAGACUGUAUGUAAUCAGUCAUUUAUCGCUUGGCUGUUGAUUAACUAUACAGCAUCUUCUGUGUUUUCCUCCCAGAUCUUUGCACGUCCUUGUAGCAGCUUAGCUCUGCAAACUAUGCAAAGGAAAAUAAAGUAUUUAUUUUAAAAGACUUUAUUGUACAUGAAUAUAAGUAACCAAAAAUGAUCAACAUGUUAUAUGUGUCUUUUAAAGGGAGUUUGGCAGAAAUUCAGCAGCCUCAAAAUUAACUUCAGCAAAAUGUUUACCCCAAGUUGCAUGCAAACCACUGAUAACAUAAACAUCAUGUCCUUCCUGUUGCUAUAAGCUGCAUAUUGUAUGUCAGUCAAUAAAUAUGAUGAAACUAUUCAUAGAGCAAUGUGA
Cyprinodon variegatus (sheepshead minnow) is the source of this 3230-nucleotide messenger RNA. RefSeq names its product KN motif and ankyrin repeat domain-containing protein 4-like. The transcript has 9 exons. The record is from RefSeq and is a predicted model, not a curated record. Gene Ontology annotation, cellular component: cytoskeleton; cytoplasm. Gene Ontology annotation, biological process: negative regulation of actin filament polymerization. Bases 203 to 2740 code for a protein of 845 amino acids. NCBI's taxonomy places the organism in Eukaryota, Metazoa, Chordata, Actinopteri, Cyprinodontiformes, Cyprinodontidae. Gene Ontology annotation, molecular function: protein binding.